AUGUUGGUUAUCAUCGAUCAUAUACAGGUAAUUGCUGCCCCUACUUUGGUAACUACAGUCAUUGAAUUAUACACACGACUGCUCUUUGCCACAACUACUACUACCAUUGCUUCCUCCGUUGCUAGUAUAGUCACAUACUCUAACUUCAAUUUACAAGAUGAUAGUGCUCUGACUGAAACCACCCUUUAUUACGUUGCUACCCCAAUUCAUAGAUCUACUGAAACGGACAGAACUACCAGUAAUUUCAGCGGUAGUUCCGAAACCUAUAGCAUAGCUUACAAAACUGUAACCGAUGCUUCCGGUAAUGAAACUACACAGACCACAUACUAUGUUGCUGUUCCAACCAAUCUAUUACAUUCCACGACGACAAAUGACGGUUGGACUGGCAAUUCCGCCAUAACAUGGUCUACACAAUUUGUGACCACUACAGGUGGCGAUGGAUUAGCUACUCCGGGUACUAUUUAUUGGGUCCACACAUCGAGAGCAGCUGGUAUUACAAUCACCGGUACAUGCUCAGGCACGUUCACGACAUUCUACUCCACAAGUACUUCGUAUAGCAUUGAUAGGGAUAUUAUCGGUGUAGGUACCUCAACAUACACUACAACAUACUACUACAUCCAUAUCCCAGCAUUUAACGUGAUAACUACUACCACAACUGCUUCUGUAGAAUCAGUAACCCGUACAUAUUCCACCUCGAUCUACUCUGUUACUGCUUCUGAUGGGAACGUGACGACCAGCACCAUAUAUUACGUUGCUACCCCUACACGUAAAUCUACCGCUACCUCUAGUACUACCAGAAAUUAUAGUGGCAGUACUAGGACUUACACAACCGUUAUCAACACUUACACUGAUGCUAGUGGAAAUGCCACUACUCAAACAACAUACUAUGUUGCUGUUCCUACUAACUAUUUAAAGUCCACUACUACCAAUGAUGGUUGGACAGGUGGUGUUGCGACUACAUGGUCUACACAAUUUGUGACGACCACUGGUGUUGACGGAUCUACCACUCCAGGUACUGUUUAUUGGGUCCACACAUCGAGAGCAGCUGGUAUUACAAUCACCGGUACAUGGUCAGGCACGUUCACGCCUUUCUACUCCACUAGCUAUUCUUAUUCUACUAGUUACGUAUUAAUCGUACCUGUUGAAACAUACACUACAACAUACUACUACAUUCAUAUCCCAGCGUUUAACAGGACAACUACCACUACUUCGUAUAGCAGCUUUUCAUAUACCACAACAUAUUCUACUUCGAUAUUCUCAGUUACUGAUUCUGAUGGAAACGUGACAACAAGUACCAUUUACUACGUCGUAACAUCUCAGAGAGUAUCACAAGAAACUGAUAGAACGACUAGUAAUUUUACUGGUGCAUCACAAACUUACGAUACUAGCUUUACCACUAUUACUGAUGCAGAAGGAAAUGAAACUACGCAGACCACAUAUUAUGUUGCUGUUCCAACUAAUCUAUUACUUUCUACAACUACAAAUGACGGUUGGACUGGUAGUUUUGCCACUACAUGGUCCACAGAACACCUCAUUACAACUGGUGCGGACGGCUUAGCUACUCCUGGUACUGUCUAUUGGGUCCACACAUCGAGAGCGGCUGGUGUUACUGUUACAAGUGCUUGGACUGGUGGUUUUACUACUUUCUUUUCCACUACUGUUUCAAGUUCUACUCAAUAUAUACUUGGUUUUCCAGUUGCAUCCUACACAACGGCAUACUAUUUUCUUCAUAUUUCACACUACGGCUCAACUGUGUCCUACACUAGUUGGGGAAGUCAUUCUGAUACAAUCAUGGCAAGUACUGUACUAACAUCCUAUACGCUAGAUAAUGGCGAUGUCAGUACCAUUACAUAUUAUUACAUCGAAACACCUGUUCGCCAUAGUACCUCUAGCUAUACAAUAGAAAGUAGCUUUCGUGGUACCCUGUCUUCUACUUAUAUAUCUAUCUUCAGAACGAUCACCGAUGAUAGUGGCAAUGAAACAACUGAGACCACAUAUUUCAUUGCUAUUCCUACCGCUCUUUUUAGUACAACGACUACUGCACCAUGGUCAGGCUUUUAUACCUAUACAUACUCUAUUGGAACUGAUGUUGUUACAGGCGAUGAUGGAUUUACUUCCACAAAAACAGUCUAUCAUGUCGCUACCCCAACACCUGACGGUUAUUGGGUAACUACUUACUGGACUGGAACAUAUACGACAUAUUACCAGGAUGGUUAUACUUAUGCUUGGGGUUUCUCUUAUUUAAUUAUUUUUGGUUUCUGGCGUUAUUCAUUAUUUUACUUAGAAACUCCAUUGCGUAGAACAGGUUAUACAACAACCACAAACGCCUGGGAUUCAGAUUAUAUCUUACUCGCUAAUGUCAUAACAUCGACUAGAGGUUAUGAUGGUUAUGAGACUACUGUAACUAUUUACACAUUGUGGACUCCAGCAAGUACCCUAACUAGAACAGAAUUUAGUCAAGGUACAUUUACAGGCACCACAAGUGAUACAACUAGUACAACAACUGAGAGAAUUGGUAAUGAUCUCAGCUACUACUACGAACUUAUCUAUUAUGUCAAUUUACCAUUAAACAUAGGCGAAUUAACUACCUACACCAGCUGGGAUAGUAAGUUUGCAUCUAGUGUUUCGACUUAUUUGACUACUAGUACGAUACAGACGAUGUUACUUUACACUGUUACAGUUUAUAUUGUUGCUACUCCAUCAAUUCCUUAUUCUACAAGUUAUACUGGAUGGACAGGAUCUUUCGACAGAAUAGUAUCGACAUCGUCUUUUACUUCUUUGGGUUAUAUCGAUGACUUUUUGGCACAAUGGACAAUCACUGUUAUUAUUAUAGAAACUGCUUAUCGUAAAUCAACUUCAAGUAUAUUAACUUGGGGUUCUGUUGAUGAAGACGUUACUUACUCCACCUCGACUUAUUUGAGCACUAACGUAUUAGGACAGGAGGUGACCGAGAUCGUCUAUUAUAUUACCACUCCUAUCCGUAACGAUAUAACGACAGCAUACUUCCCAUUUUCAACUGGUACAUUUACGACUACCAUUUCUACAGUUACUACUACUGUUAAGGGUUCCGAUGGAUACUUGACAACGGAAACUAUUUACUAUUUAGCUAGGCCGAUUAAUUCACACGAAACAACUGUUUUGACUAGCUGGACCGGUACGUACAUUGAUUUUCACUCAACUAUCACAGGUUCUUCAAGCAUGACCACUUACUAUGUGAGAACACCAGGCGAUGGGUUACUUACAUCUUUUAUUCCUUUGGCUGGUGACUAUACUUCAACAAUUUUGACAACAACGACAACUAGCUAUGGUUACAAUGAAGACUACUAUGGUGGAUGGGCUUAUACUUUAUACGUGGUGCAAACUCCUGAACGUCUAACAUCUACGACUUCAUAUAACCCUUGGAUCCAAACCAACACUGAAACGUACAGUGAAGAAAUUACUACUUUUACUGGAGCUGAUGGAGAAGAAACAACAAAAACAAUCUUUUUUGUUUAUACCCCUUGGCGUAUUACUACGACUUCUACAACGACUGGUUGGCAAAAUUUUAGUAUAGAAACAUAUACUACUGCUAGGUUACUACUACUGGAGAUGAUGGCCUUGAAUCUACAAUCAUUGUCUAUAUGGUUGCAACACCUCAACCAACGUUACCAGCACUCGUAUUCUGCUUCGACACUUUCAGAAACAACCACAUGGUCUGUAACUAUUCUCACUUCUGUGAAUAGCGCCGGAUUUACUUACACUGAAACCAUUUAUUUUGUGAAUACCCCAAUCAGAGAAUCAUUCAUGACAACAUAUGAACCUGUUAGUUCAAUAGAUUACACUUCUACAUUAUCAACCGUAACAAGUACUUAUACAGCUAGUAAUGGGGAAGAAACUACUGAGUACACAUAUUUUGUCGUCACACCAAUCUUCAACAGUUCGUCGACUAAAUACACAUUAUGGGAUGCUGAUGAAACUUACACAUAUUCUACUCUGAUUACCACUAUCACCAAAGACGGCAAUGCCACUACUGAAACGAUAUAUUAUGUUUAUACACCAAAGCUUGUAUUUAUUAGCACUAGCUUUACCUAUGGCAUUGGUCCAACUGAAACUUUAUCAACAGCUUUUACGACAAUUACUGAUUUAGAAGGGAAUGUUACUACUGGUACGGUUUAUUUUGUACAAACGCCAAUUAGAUUAUCAACUUCGAGCACUUAUGUUUCUUGGUCUAUUGAAUCACUCUCAACUUCAAUACAAACAGUCACUUUAACUGAUGAAGAUGGAGAUGAAAUUACAGAAACUAUCUAUUAUGUGUAUGGUCCAGAAUACAACUUGACAUCUACAACUUUCAUUACAGCAUCAUUUGAAGAUGGUGAAACUUUGUCGACAAUUUCGUCCGCAUAUUAUGGCAGUGACGGGUUCUUAACUAAUGCAGUGAUUUAUCUUGUUAACGUCAUAGAUCGAGAAACAACUUCUGAAUAUCAAGAAACCUUCACUGAAGAAACGUCUAGUGAAGAAACUUCCAGUGAACAUUCUUCUGCCGCUGAAUCCUCUGGCGAACACUCUUCUGCCACUGAAUCCUCCGGUGAACAUGCUUCAAGUGUCGAAUUCUCUGGCGAACAAUCUUCAACUGUUGAAUCCUCCAGUGAACACUCUUCUGCCACUGAAUCCUCUGGUGAACAAUCUUCCGCUAAGUUUUCUGCUUCCGAUCAUUCUGUUAACGAUAUUUUUCGUACGUCAGAUGUUCCAAAUUCAACUGACACCAUCUCUCAGGAUACUAAUUCCAAUGAAUCGACUACAACGAACUUACAAACAAGUCAAUAUACUGAAAAUUCCUCAGAAAUAUCAUCUGAAACCUCAUCUGAAGCCUCACUAACCACCUCCACGUACACCUCGUCUGACUCCGAAGGCAAUGUCACCACUGGCACCACCACCUUCCCAGUCGAGUCGCCCUUGUCGUCACAUAAUUCUAUGUCUGGUAGUGGUAUUAGUACACUAAGUACAUCUAUUUCGUUAGUUGCUUCGACAAAGACUGAUGUAGCAUCGACUUGGACUAAUAUAAGCUCGGAGAGCUCUUUGUUAACUGGAUCCACUUCUAUUGAAGUUUCUUCAAGCAAAUCAUUGUAUAUGUCUGUCAUCGUGUCAUCAGAGGCAACCUACUAUAGCAAAUCUUCCUAUGGUCAUUCAACACCUUCUGACGGUACUAUUUCAACCUCAAUUACCAGCUCAUCAAGCAGCAGUCCAACAGUUAGUGCUUCAUCUAGCCAUUACGAGUCGUGUGUAGCUUACACAAGUGGAACUACCAUUAAUGGCAGUGUAUUUGAUGCAACUUCCAAGGUCAGAGGGUCUACUUCAUCAAGUGCUCAAAUGUCCAAAUCGACUACUGUUGUUUCUUUUACGAGCUCUACAUAUCCAACCGAAAGUCAUGCCUCAACAGUUGCUACCUCUGCGGGCAGUGAGAUAUCGGUUUCGUCAUCAAAAAUAUCUACCAAUGAUAGUAAUCAAACUUCAUCCACUCAAACCGUUGCUAUACAAAGUUCAAGUAAGGUAACUACUACAAUAAGUGGUUCCAAUACUGCGUACACUUCAAGUAUUCCGGCAUUGUCAACCUCUUCAGACACACACAGUCUAACUACUGUUACAGAAACUGUUAGCGGUACAGUAACCACAUACACUACAUAUUGUCCUGAAUCGAGCGAUGAUAAUGUUUCCAAGACUGAAACUGUGUCUAGAACUGUUUCUAAUAACGGAGUCGAAUCCAACUCCAAUAGUAACCCAAGCGUCGGCUGUUCUACUAGCCCAGUGAACUCUGACAGUGCCUCUGUCAGUAUUCCUGCUCCAACUACUGUUGCUAAUGCUGAUUCUAACAACUCAGCUGAUUCUAACACUGUAUCUCAAUCGCCAAACUUAGAGAGUGAUAACACGUCUUCUGUUUUACCAGCUACUAAUUCAGGCUCUUCAUCCCUACCAACUGCUUCUGUGUCGUUCGAGGGUGCGGGUUCCAACGUUAGAACUUACAGCUCGUCAAUGUUCGCCUUUGUUGGUUUAAUUGUAAUGGCAGUCAUUGCUUAG
Tetrapisispora phaffii CBS 4417 is the source of this 6051-nucleotide messenger RNA. RefSeq lists its product as uncharacterized. Gene Ontology annotation, biological process: flocculation. The record is from RefSeq and is a predicted model, not a curated record. The transcript has a single exon. The coding region runs from base 1 to 6051 and encodes 2016 amino acids. NCBI's taxonomy places the organism in Eukaryota, Fungi, Ascomycota, Saccharomycetes, Saccharomycetales, Saccharomycetaceae.